UGUAAACGGGUCAUUGUUGGCCUUUAAGUAUUUGAAUCAACAAAUUCGUAACUGCUUGUAAUCAUUGAGCUUUGUCCCAUAAUACGAAGAUGUUGAAAAAACUAUCCUCAACUGAUUUUUGUAAGCGUACCGGUUAAAACCGGUUAACAACUUUGAUUCAAUUUAACCAUCCUCUUCCUAUCCAAUUCAUCACUCAGUAUUCUUCCCGAGAGUUUCAAAACAAGCCAAUGGCGACGAGAGCUUUGCUUGCCGUCAUAUCAGCUUCACCACCACGCAUUAUCAGAAUCAAAGCCUCAACCUUUCCAUCUUCUUCUUCUUCAAGUCUCCAAUUCCAAAGACACAGUAGAAUAGCUCGAUGCUUCUCGUCUGACUCGAACUCCUCUGUUCUUCAGCCGCCGGACGUAUCCCGUCUAGCUGAGACAGCGAGAAUCUCUCUUACUCCUUCCGAGAUUGAGGAAUGUGGAGCUAAGAUUCGUCAAGUUAUUGACUGGUUUGGUCAGCUUCAACAAGUUGAUGUUAACAGCGUGGAACCAGCGAUUAGAGCAGAAAUGGAAGGUGGAAAUUUGCGAGAGGAUGCUCCAGAAACAUUUGAAAACAGGGAAAGUAUAAGAGCUUCGAUUCCAAGCUUUGAUGAGGUGUAUUUAAAAGUACCUAAAGUACUAAACAAAGAGUGACUCUAUCAGCUUCUUUAGGUUGCGUGGCUGAAGAGAUUCCUUUCAGUUCCGGUUCUUCUUCCAGUCAUCUGUGUUUUUUUUUAAAUUGGUCGAAAUGUUCAAGUGUCAAGUCUCACAUAGGCUGUAUUCUACAACUUUCCAGUCUCACGUGGGCUAUUAUUCUAUAACUUUCAAGUCCCACGUAGGCUACAACUCUACUCCUAUGUUUUUAGCUGUUUCUGCUGCAAAAACAAAAACAUCCAAAGUUUUAGAAUUUGCAGUGAGAACAAGUAUAACACACAAAUCUUAUAUACAUGAACUUUAGUUUCUAC
Messenger RNA from Eruca vesicaria subsp. sativa (arugula), 985 nucleotides. NCBI's taxonomy places the organism in Eukaryota, Viridiplantae, Streptophyta, Magnoliopsida, Brassicales, Brassicaceae. The record is from the annotation of a GenBank genome assembly.